This is a messenger RNA of Vigna angularis (adzuki bean), 746 nucleotides long. RefSeq lists its product as uncharacterized. The coding region runs from base 96 to 746 and encodes 216 amino acids. The transcript is spliced from 4 exons. NCBI's taxonomy places the organism in Eukaryota, Viridiplantae, Streptophyta, Magnoliopsida, Fabales, Fabaceae. The record is from RefSeq and is a predicted model, not a curated record.
AGAAGAUUCCUUGUUCUCAUUUUUGUAGCCUUUACCUCCUGGUAGGGAUAAGUGAGAUUUUAUUUCCAAAACGUAGCGGGAAAGUGUUUCCCGUAAUGUUUAAUGUUGUUGACAACUUAAGUGCUUUGGGUAGUUAUUGUUGGGGUAGUCUAGUUUAUCGUUUUCUGUUACAUAGUUUGUGCAAAGCUUCAAAAGGCUUGAAGAAAGGCAAAGGUAUUUCAAACGUUUACGUCAACGGUUGUGUGUACAUGCUGCAGGUAUGGUUUUUUGAGCUGUUUGUUCCACCAAAAGGUCCUAUUGAUAAAUUUCCACGAAUAUUGCAUUGGAUGAAUAUAAGUGUUGGAGACAAGUUCGUUAAACGGUGUAUGGAGACAGGUUUGGUUGUUGACGAUGUUUAUGGUGGUCCUUCAACGAAGGAUAAGGAGGAAAACAGACCAACACCUAAAAGAAAGGAUGCUAAAGCAAGAGGAAAGAAGGAACAAAAAAGAAUUCGCAGAGAAACUUUUAUGCGUGCCUUAGAUGAACAAGAAUUUCUAAUUGAAGAACUUAAAAGGAGGGUUGCAACUUUGGAGGCACAAUUGGCUGAAGAGAAGGCAAGAAGGCAAAAUAAAGAUGACGUUGGACAAAGUGUGCCUCGUACAGAACCAUCUGUGAACACUGGUUUUGUAUCCCCUACUGACAUUGACAGAAAUGAACAACCUUUGAAGACGUGUUCCAGUGGUGGGAUAGGGUGCAUGGUGAUGUGA